AUGGCGAGAGCCACCCGAUCUACUAAACCAGCUCCUUCCGAAUCGAAAGCUUCAGAACCCAAAAUCAGUGGUUCAAAGUUCAGCAUUCCUCCCCGAGCAGAAAACGCCUCUAAGGUCUUUAUUCUUCCUUCGAAAGCCUCCUCCGAAGCGCGUAUUGUCACUCUUCCUCACCCCAGACAUGGCCAGCCUGCGAGAUACCUGGUGUGCCCCGAGACGGGCAUCUACGAAUUUACCAAAGUUGCAACACCGAAGACGACACCUCGUAGCUGGUUGAUUGAGGCCAUACCAAACUCUGCUUCCACAGAUAACACCAGCAAAAUUGGGGUGUCAAUGGGUCAGGAUCUCUACAUGGCUACGUUGAUCGACCCCCUAUUCCUAGUCCUCCCAGCAUUGACUGAAACCCAGUCAAAGGGCUCAGAAGGAAAACGGCUCUUUCUUUCCAGCGACGACCACUUCGACAAGCUACCCCAGGACUGUUCACAUCUGUCAGAUAUUUUGCGAUGCGACAAGACACGAAAACUCAUCGAGAGUCGAAUGGCUGUGGUUUGCGAUACUGUCGAUGCAGGAGACGAGAGCAUGUUCCGAUUAAAUGAGAGCAAACUGGCCAAGGUCGUUUUGCAAAAGGCUCAAAGGAUGCAGGAUGGGGGACUUGCUCCAACUAUGGAGGAGAAGUUUGUGAAGAAGGCUCUUGAGGCACCAAUUCUUGUGCAGAAACGAGAAACCACGGAGACUACAACGGUAGUAAAGACAGAGUCCCCAGCAACAGCUUCAGACUCGAACAAUUCUCAGUCAACCGCCGUCACAAUAGAGACAGCAGUCUCCCAACCUUCCACAGUAGCUACGACUAUGACAGAAGAGACUACCACCGAGAACAUCGUCAGCGCCAUUGAAGCCUCUUCUGAAAUUGUCUCUCUUCAAAGGUUGCGAGUCGCGUUCAGUUUCAUCUGCUCAGGUUACGUUGCCCAGACUCUCGCUACCCAGCUGGAAGAGCUUCUAAAGAAGGAAUCUCUGGUAGAUUUCUCACAUUUAGAGGAAUACUUGGAUAAAUUGGCCAAAUUACGUGCCGAAGCCAUGGCUGCACACUCUAUUGAUUACUCUCGCAAGCGUGGAUUGGAAGAUGAAGACGAGGCUUUUAUCAAGAAAAGAAAGAUGGAGGAGGAAAAGAGAAAGAAAGCACUAGAGAGCCGUGGUGUCCGGGAUCUCAAGAAAGUCAACACUAAGGGCAUGAAGAAGAUGAGCGACUUUUUCAAGAAGAAGUAA
This is a messenger RNA of Fusarium venenatum, 1260 nucleotides long. Its product is annotated as ribonuclease H2, subunit B. Gene Ontology annotation, cellular component: ribonuclease H2 complex; nucleoplasm. Gene Ontology annotation, biological process: RNA catabolic process. The record is from RefSeq and is a predicted model, not a curated record. Lineage: Eukaryota; Fungi; Ascomycota; Sordariomycetes; Hypocreales; Nectriaceae.